Molecule: messenger RNA, 1841 nt
Organism: Musa acuminata subsp. malaccensis (wild Malaysian banana)
Lineage: Eukaryota; Viridiplantae; Streptophyta; Magnoliopsida; Zingiberales; Musaceae
Product: sugar transporter ERD6-like 16
Biological process (GO): transmembrane transport; carbohydrate transport
Cellular component (GO): membrane
Molecular function (GO): sugar transmembrane transporter activity
Source: RefSeq, a predicted model, not a curated record
UUCUCUUUCUUGCACGACAAUACAUCACACCACUUGUUGCAUAUGAUUUUAGGAUACAUCACUCACCGUCUUCUAUUGACCACAUAGAAGGCAGGGAAGGUAGAGAGAAGGCUGCAAUGGCCAUAACGAAGGAUGUGGAGAAUGGUGUAGGCAUGCAUGAUGCACAGGGUAACGAAGCGAGGCAGCCUCUUCUCAUCCACCAGAAGGAGUCUUCAGCAGAUAGCCAGGGAUCGAUAUGGAUGGUUCUGCUUAGCACUGCAGUCGUGGUCUGUGGCUCCUUCGAGUUUGGAUCAUGCGUUGGCUACUCUGCACCAACUCAGUCAGGGAUUACAAAGGACAUCGGCCUCUCUCUAUCCGAGUACUCAGUUUUUGGUUCGAUAUUAACUAUUGGGGCGAUGAUCGGUGCAGUCACAAGUGGGCAUCUUGCAGAUUUUAUUGGUCGAAAAGGAGCCAUGAGAGUGUCUGCUGUCAUCUGCAUUAUUGGAUGGCUUGCCAUUUACUUUGCAAAGGGUGCUGUCUUGCUGUAUUUUGGAAGAAUUUCCUCAGGAUAUGGGAUUGGAGUACUUUCCUAUGUGGUACCUGUUUUCAUUGCUGAAAUAGCACCGAAGAAUCUGCGAGGUGGACUUGCAACCCUGAAUCAGCUGCUGAUAUGUGGUGGCCAUUCGGUUGCUUUCGUAAUCGGCACUCUUGUUACCUGGCGCACACUGGUGUUAGUCGGAUUUCUCCCUUGCCUUCUUCUACUUCUCGGACUUGUUUUUGUUCCAGAGUCUCCAAGAUGGCUGGCAAAGGUGGGGAACCAGAAAGAGUUCACAGCUGCAUUGCAAAAGCUUCGUGGAGAAGAUGCUGAUAUCACUCAAGAAGCAGAAGAGAUUCAAGAAUACAUUGAAGACCUUCAGACACUUCCCAAGGCUGGGAUUCAAGACCUGUUUCAAAGCAUAUAUAUCCGUUCUGUGAUUGUAGGUGUUGGCCUCAUGGUGUUUCAGCAAAUUGGGGGCAUCAAUGGAGUUGGAUUUUAUGCAAGCAAAAUUUUUGUAUCUGCAGGAUUUUCCUCAGGCAAACUUGGGACCAUUCUGAUGGGAUCCAUUCAGGUACCCAUCACAAUAGUGGGAGCUCUUUUAAUGGACAGGAGUGGUCGAAUCCCUCUGCUAAUGGUUUCUGCAUCAGGGACUUUCAUUGGUUGCUUUAUCACAGGGACAUCAUUCUAUCUCAAGGCACAGGGAAUUUAUAUGGAAUGGGUUCCUACACUGGCUCUCUGCGGCAUAUUGGUGUAUGUGGGUGCAUUUUCAAUAGGAAUGGGUGCUGUUCCUUGGGUCAUCAUGUCUGAGGUAUUCCCCAUAAACAUAAAAGGAAUUGGAGGAAGCCUAGUGACUUUGGUGAACUGGUUUGGUUCUUGGGCAGUCUCUUAUGCUUUCAACUUUCUCAUGAGUUGGAGUUCAGCAGGUACCUUUUUCAUCUUUUCGGCAGCUAAUGCAGCAACCAUUGUAUUUGUGGCAAUGGUAGUACCUGAAACAAAAGGCCGUUCAUUGGAAGAGAUCCAAGAAUCACUGAAUUCCUCCAAGUAAGAGAAAGAUUAUUAAGAUUUUGUUGGUAAAUUGUUUCUUGGGGACUACCAGGAGUUGCUGUGCAUCUGAAGUACAAGAAGAUGGCAAAUUACAAUCCAUUUAUCACUCUCUAAGAGCUAAUAAUUGAUUAUAUACUGGAAUAGAUUGUAAUACUGCAAUGGAAGCUGAGGAUCCAAAUGAUGUCAACAUUAUAAAUGACUAAUAUCAACAUCAAAAUAUGUACUUCUGGUUGUAUCUUAUCAUGAAGGAAAUCAGAACUUGAAGAUACUCUUUUGAACU